GCUGGGCGGAGCAAGGGGCAGCUACGUUCCGCUUUCUUCUGUCGGGCGCGCGCCGGCGCCGCCGCCGUGAGGCUGUUGGCGCUGGGGGGGACAUGGCGUCGCUGCUGCCGCGCAUUGAGCGGCUCUCAUCGCGGGUGGUGCGCGUGCUGGGCUGUAACCCGGGCCCCAUGACCCUGCAGGGGACCAACACCUACCUGGUGGGGACCGGGCCCAGAAGGAUCCUUAUUGACACGGGAGAGCCAGCUAUACCUGAAUAUAUUGGCUGUUUAAAACAGGCACUGGCUGAGUUCAACAUCUCAAUCCAGGAAAUUUUAGUGACACACUGGCACCAUGAUCAUACUGGAGGCAUAUCUGAUAUUUGUAGAAACAUCCACAAUGGUUCCGAAUAUUGCAUAAGUAAGCUUCCACGCACUCCACAUCGUGAGGAAAUAAUAGAAGGAGAAAAGCUAAAGUAUUCAUACCUAAAAGAUGGAGAUGUGUUAAAAACGGAGGGAGCCACUCUCAGAGUCUUAUAUACACCUGGGCACACUGAUGAUCAUAUGGCUUUACAUCUAGUGGAAGAAAAUGCUAUAUUUUCUGGUGACUGUAUUCUAGGAGAAGGGACAGCAGUAUUUGAAGACUUGUAUGACUACAUGAAAUCAUUGGAAAUUCUGUUGCAAAUGCAAGCUGACUUAAUAUACCCUGGACAUGGCCCAGUAGUGCAAGAUGCACGUGCUAAAAUUCAAGGAUACAUUUCUCACCGAAAUGCACGUGAACAACAAAUCCUAAAUGUUUUGCAGGAGAAUGCUGGAAAAUCAUUUACAUCAAUGGAACUUGUAAAGAUUGUAUACAAGGAAACUCCUGAAAAUUUACUUAAAGCAGCAGAAAAUAACCUCACCCUUCACUUAAGGAAAUUAGAAAAAGAAGGAAAAGUGUUAAAUGAAAAGUCUCCCAACUCCAGAUGGAAAAGCAGUUUGAGCAACCAUGUGUCUUGAAAGAGGAUGAAAGAGCUGCCAGAGUCAUCCCAGAGAAUAUCAUCCUGGAUAACCAUCCGGAUCUGGGCCUGCUAUGAGCAGGCAAAGGUCCUGCCUACAGCCAUCAUGAGAGCCCACUCUAGAAGAGCCCAGGCUUCAUCAGCAGCAUUCCUCAUGCAGAUACCAAUCCAGGACAUCUGCAGGACUGUGACAUGGUUGUCAAUUCAUGCCUCACUAUGCCAUACCCAACAGGCCCAUAACGAUCCCAGUUUCAGUAGAGCAGUGUUGCAAUCAGCACAUCUGUGAAAUUUGAGCCCACGUCUGGGGAUACUGCUUCUGAGUCACCUAGCAUGGAAUCGACGUGAGCAAGCACUCUAAGAAGAUAAAACAGUUACUAACCUUUUGUAACUGUUGUUCUUCAAGAUGUGUUGUUCAUGUCCAUUCCAGGACCCACCCUCCUACUCCUCUGUCGGAGUCACCAGCAAGAAAGAACUGAGAGGGUAUGAGGCCGAGGGUGCCCCUUAUACCAGCAUAUAGUGCAGGGCUCCAAGGGGCGUGCUGGCCGGCCCUAUGGAUACCUCUAAGGGAAAAAAAAUCUCUGGCAACUGUGCUCGUGGUGCACGCAUACAUGGAAUGGAUGCGAGCAACAGAUCUUGAAGAACAAGAGUUAUGAAAGGUUAGUAGCCAUUUUCUUUGCUAUGCAGUUCAGUGGGGCCACGACUUCAACACCAAUAUGUGCACUGGUUAGUCAGUUUUUAAAGUAAGUAGGAAAGAGCACAUGGGGUCUUAAAAAGAAAAGGGUGGUAAUCCAUCUUACAUAACUUAUUUGUAACAGUAAGGAUCCCUUCCAUGUAUGUAUUUAUGAACUACAUUACAUUCUUUGUGUGCCACAAUGAUUAAUACAUUAAAAACUUGCUUAAAUGUCAACAGGUACAAGCCAUCUCAUCAGUAGUUUCCAUUAGUGUUCUGUCAGGCAGAGCAAGGCUAAUGAAACUGAAGAAAUGUUAUGUUUCAGUGCCCAUGCUUUCAUGCCCAACAUGGGUAAAGCACAUUUUCAUAAAGGUAGAUAAGCACAGACUUAAGAAACAGCAAAUACAAUGCUAAAUUGGGGAAUGAGUGAUAGUAACAAUGUAACUGAAAUUGAGAAAUACAGUAUAAUUUACAAUGCAUGGUUUGCUUCAUUGGCAAGUAUAACUGCAUUCUUAAUUCUUUUUUCAAUGAACACAGAGUGGAAUUAUGCAAAGUGAUAUAUUUUUGCUUCCUUUCAACGCACCAACUCAUCGGGUUAUUGUGGUAAGAUGUUUUCCAUGGUUAUACUUUGGGAUUCUAUGCACUAAAUGUAGUACUACAUAACAGGUUUCAAAUACAGCUGUAUAGCAGUGUUAUAAUUUUUAUUAUGGGUUUUCGAUACAGUUUAAUACAUACAAAUGAAAAUGGAACUUCAGUGUAAGUCUUGAAAUUCUGAGGAUUGAAGUUUAAAAAAUAAAAUGCUAGUGUGAAGUGUUAUGUUGGUGAUGUAAAAUUAAAGAAUAUAGUCUGUAGUGUUUUAAUCAAGGAAUUCACAAUAUGAUUUUAUCUUGUGUGUUAGUGAAACAUAAUAAAUGAGAAUAUCUGCACGCAAUGUUUUGAAAAAUCAUAAUAAAAUUGUUGAAAUUAUAUUACCAAUAA
Molecule: messenger RNA, 2621 nt
Organism: Caretta caretta (loggerhead turtle)
Lineage: Eukaryota; Metazoa; Chordata; Testudines; Cheloniidae
Gene: LACTB2
Product: lactamase beta 2
Cellular component (GO): mitochondrial matrix
Molecular function (GO): single-stranded RNA binding; RNA endonuclease activity
Source: RefSeq, a predicted model, not a curated record